AUGGACACUAGUCCCCCCACUCCUUCUCCCCCAUCGCCCUCUGGGCUUCCCGCCCAAACCCAAACCCAGCUGCAGCACGCGGCUGUCAUCGGCCUCCUCCGGUCUGGUACGACCCCCGGCAGCGGCGACGCGCGACACCUGCAGCAGCUACUCGGUGGGCUCACGACCGAAGUCGCGCGAUUUGACGCGGUCAUCGCUGCGAAGGAAACGGAAAUCUCCCAGGUCAAAGAGGCACGGGAGUCGCUGCAGCGAUAUGCGAGUGCAACGGAGAGUUUGCUCGCGCCCAUCCGCCGUCUGCCGCCCGAAUUGCUGGGCAAGGUCUUCGUCGCGCUGAUUGCGCUGCCGAGUGUCAACGAAACGCGGCUCGAACGGCUUGGUAAUGCCCGCGUGGUGCGCAUUACGGGAGUGUGCUACCUCUGGCACUCGCUCGUGCACAAGACACCGCAGCUGUGGACGAAUAUCCAUGCCAACAUCGACGACAGCGUUCCGCCUGCCCUCGCUGAACAUCUCAUCGCGGUCUCUCUGCAGCGUUCGGCCGGGCUUCCACUUGAUGUGCAUGUCCAGCUGCGGCCGAUGUGGACGCUUGGCUUAUUCCAGACGCUUUUAGACCAAUGCGAGCGUUGGGAGAACGCCGAACUUGCCCUGUCGCACGCGCACGUUGAGCUGCUUUCCGCCGCGCGGCCGCGCUUUCCCCUCCUCGAGACGCUCGACUUGCUCGACAUGUCGUUGACCGGCAUGGAACAACUGGACACUUUCCAACACGCGCCCCUGCUGUCUCAUGUGACCGUGUACGACGACCCGCCGCUCCUCCCAUGGAGUCAGAUUCGCGAGAUCUUCAGCUAUAUCGGCCAUCUUGCGUCCAACGCCGACGAGUUGCAGGGCAUCUUCGGCUUCGUUGGCCACUGCUCUACGUUGUGCACUGUUGUCAUUCCCGAAAUCCACCUCGAUAUGACCACACGGUGGACACUCCCUCCGUCCCCCACCAUCAUUUCUAACGUGGGGGCGUUGCGGAUUGGGAUUUCAAACAUCGACGACGCUGCGCCACCAACUCGUCGUAUCAUCGGGUCGUUGUUGGCCCUCCUCAACCUACCCGAUUUGCGCCAACUCGUCAUCCACAGUGCCUCAGCCACCGCGCUGCUCUGGCCCCAAGAGGCGUUCUCCGCCUUUUGCCUUCGAUCUUCGUCAAUCACCCGGCUACGGCUUGCGGACGUCCUGAUCACGCAUGACGAGCUGAUCGCAUCUCUGCGCAGCCUGUCAGCGCUCCGGGAGCUGGCGCUGGAGGAUGUGCACGACCCGAAGCAUCUUGUGGUUACCGACCAACUGCUCAGCCGGCUUUCUUGGGCCGCGGACGCGGGCAGCGAGUGCCUUGUCCGUGAUCUCCGCUAUAUGUCACUUCGGGCAUUCUUCGAGUGUGCUGAUGCUGCGCUGCUUACGAUGGUCGAAUCACGGGCGCACGUCCACAGGCCGUUCCGACUCGAGGCCACCGUUCUAUCAGCCCAGACGGACGAUCCGAACCAUGCGUCCGCCGUCGCGCUGGCGACGGGCACACGGCUGACAGCGCUCUUCGCUGGCCUCGUCAAGCACGAGGAACUGCAGUUUCAUAUGCUAUAG
This is a messenger RNA of Mycena indigotica, 1611 nucleotides long. Its product is annotated as F-box domain-containing protein. The record is from RefSeq and is a predicted model, not a curated record. The coding region runs from base 1 to 1611 and encodes 536 amino acids. NCBI's taxonomy places the organism in Eukaryota, Fungi, Basidiomycota, Agaricomycetes, Agaricales, Mycenaceae. The transcript has a single exon.